Scophthalmus maximus (turbot) is the source of this 489-nucleotide messenger RNA. Its product is annotated as ATP synthase subunit beta, mitochondrial-like. NCBI's taxonomy places the organism in Eukaryota, Metazoa, Chordata, Actinopteri, Pleuronectiformes, Scophthalmidae. The record is from RefSeq and is a predicted model, not a curated record. Gene Ontology annotation, biological process: proton transmembrane transport; proton motive force-driven mitochondrial ATP synthesis.
AUGACUCGGCGUUACGCGUGCUGUGACUUUGUGUUCGACCCCAAAGGAUGCGUGCACAGUGUGUCAGGGUCAGACCCCAACUUCACCAUGAAGAAGGGGUUACGCGCAGCACCAGCUGCUCAGGCUGCUCUGGCCAAUGGCCGCAUAGUGGCAGCAGUGAUCGGUGCCGUGGUGGACGUCCGGUUUCACGAGGGCCUUCCUCCCAUCCUCAAUGCACUGGAGGUGGUUGGCCGUGAGAGCAGGCCGGUGCUUGAGGUGGCACAGCAUUUGGGUGAAAACACAGUCGGGACAAUUGUCAUGGAAGCUACAGAGGGUCUGGACACGGCCCCCAUCAGGAUCCCCGUGGGACCUGAGACCUUGGGCUGGAUCAUGAAUGUCAUUGGAGAACCCAUAGGUGAGAGGGCUCCAAGUAGUACCAAACAUGAAGAUCAUGAAGUGGAGUUAUUCUGUCUGUUUGUCCAUGUCAACAAAUAACAUGAAAAUACCAAA